GCCUCCAUUGCUUAACCUAAACUCGCUACUAUGAUUUAAAAUAUGAUCGGUAGCGUUUAGUUUUUGUGGGUGUAUGGUUAAGAAAACUAGAAUAAAACCAGAACACGGACAUUUAGUCAACAUUUUUAUCUAAUCUAAUAAUGUUCUUGUUGUUGUAAUGUUAGUUUUCGCGCGUACUGGGUUCCAUUUGACGAGUCCUUUAGCUAGCUGUUAGCUUUAGCUAGCUGUCCUUACGGCUUGUUAGUUACGUUAACUUUGUUUUUAAAGCUGCCACAUUAGUUCGUCCCUGCACCAAACUUCAGAUUACAAACUAGUCAUUGAUAUCACAGUCAGAAAAAAGAGCCUCAGAGGAUGCUGGCCACUGGAGCGGCUGUAACUAACGUCACAGCCCUGGCACAGGUGGACCGAGAGAAGAUCUACCAAUGGAUCAAUGAGUUGUCCAGCCCUGAGACCAGAGAAAAUGCAUUGCUGGAGCUCAGUAAGAAACGGGAGUCUGUGCCGGACCUUGCACCGAUGCUCUGGCAUUCCUGUGGCACCAUUGCUGCCCUGCUGCAGGAAAUAGUGAAUAUUUAUCCUUCUAUAAACCCACCCACACUUACGGCUCACCAGUCUAACAGAGUGUGCAAUGCCCUGGCACUUCUGCAGUGUGUUGCUUCACACCCUGAGACACGGUCAGCUUUUCUCGCUGCUCAUAUCCCUCUUUUCCUUUACCCUUUUCUACACACUGUGAGCAAAACACGGCCAUUCGAAUACCUGCGACUCACCAGCCUCGGCGUCAUAGGUGCUUUGGUAAAAACAGAUGAACAAGAAGUGAUUAACUUUCUGCUCACCACUGAAAUCAUCCCACUGUGUCUCCGCAUCAUGGAAUCAGGGAGUGAGCUCUCCAAAACGGUUGCUACUUUCAUUCUACAGAAGAUCCUGCUGGAUGACACAGGGCUGGCUUAUAUAUGUCAGACUUAUGAACGUUUCUCCCACGUGGCCAUGAUCCUUGGCAAGAUGGUGCUCCAGCUGUCAAAGGAACCAUCAGCUCGUCUGUUGAAGCAUGUUGUUCGCUGCUACCUUCGCCUCUCAGAUAAUCUCAGGGCCAGAGAAGCCCUGCGUCAGUGUCUGCCAGACCAGCUGAAAGACAGCACCUUCGCCCAGGUGCUGAAGGACGACACCACCACAAAGCGCUGGCUGGCACAAUUAGUCAAGAACCUGCAGGAGGGCCAAGUCACCGAUGCAAGAGGCAUCCCGCUGGCUCCACAGUGAGGAGGGGGGAUAAAGAGAAUGUGUUCACAACUGACACAGAAAGACUCUUUAUCACUGUCCAGGUUCUGUAUUCUGCCAAACUGGUGCUAUGACUGCCUGCAAAGUAAAGGACUUAAUAGUGGAAAAUGUUUUUUCUGCUGUUGGAGAGAUUAACAACAGGUUUUACAUCAGGUCAAUAUCGAAAAUGAGGAUGGCUUCUUUUUUUGGAGCCCUAAUCAUAGAUCAUCGGUUUCCAGGAAUGCUUUAUUGGCUGAUACAUCCGGUCUUUAAAGACCCGAGACGAAAGACUUCAUUAUCAAACAUAGGCCGUCGUUUUUUGAUAAACACUUUGCUUAAAAGUACGAGCAAAUAAGAAACAGAAGAACAAAACAUACAAAAAAUAAAACUACAGAAAGAAAUGCAAUUAACCUCGAUAUUAGAGAAUUAAAUGGCCAAAUGUACAAAAAGCGCAGCAUGUAAAACAAUUAAUGCUGCUCUAAUUGCACUGCAAUUUCCAUCUUGACAUUAGUGGACUGGUAAAUAUUAGAUUUCAGUGACAAUUCAGUGAUUAUCCAGUAUUGGUUGUUAAUAUCAGCACUUCUGGAAUAUUUGUCGGCUCAUUUCUUUUCACAUUUAUCACUGUACCUUUCUGUAACAUUCCACUUUAAAUUAGGAGCUUUUGUUUUAUUUUGCUUCUUGCAUUUCAAAUAAGACUCUUGGAUCUUCUUUAAGACUUGGUUGUGUCUCCUUUUUUCCCCUGAAGCCUCUUUGGACUGAUAUCUGACUUAAUGCAGCACUUAAGUACUGCAGUGGAUGUGUUUCUGUAAACGUUAAUGUUUUACUGGCUUUGCAUUUUGUGGCCCAGUAAUACAGACAAUGAUUUUGGUCCAGAGUGAAAUCUCAGAAGUUGCUCUUGUUUAAGAUAUUUCAUAAAUAAACUGUUUUCCAACAAAUCAAUAAUAA
Molecule: messenger RNA, 2193 nt
Organism: Labrus mixtus (cuckoo wrasse)
Lineage: Eukaryota; Metazoa; Chordata; Actinopteri; Labriformes; Labridae
Product: CCR4-NOT transcription complex subunit 9
Exons: 8
Coding region: 352-1251 (299 amino acids)
Biological process (GO): mRNA catabolic process; negative regulation of translation
Cellular component (GO): CCR4-NOT core complex; P-body; CCR4-NOT complex
Source: RefSeq, a predicted model, not a curated record